Molecule: messenger RNA, 3124 nt
Organism: Sycon ciliatum
Lineage: Eukaryota; Metazoa; Porifera; Calcarea; Leucosolenida; Sycettidae
Product: ATP-dependent Clp protease ATP-binding subunit ClpX-like
Exons: 14
Coding region: 265-2307 (680 amino acids)
Cellular component (GO): mitochondrial matrix
Molecular function (GO): ATP binding; ATP hydrolysis activity
Source: RefSeq, a predicted model, not a curated record
CUCGUUGUUUUUGUUUUGAACAUUUUUGACUUCAGUAUUUUUCUGUUUUGUUUUGAGUAUGAGUGAUAGUGAUUGUUGCUUGCUCGUAGUAUUCAUCUAAACUCUUUUACUUCAUUGUGGGAGUAUAACCAUUUCUCCGAUUCGCGAUAGAGCUACAAUCAUGUAACAUGUAUUAGAAUCAGUUGCUUUCGGAAUGACAGUGCAUUCAUAAUAAUUGUAUCUCAGCAAAGGAUAUUAUUUGGGGUGUAGUAUUUCGAAAAGAACAUGAACUUGCAGAAUGUCCUACGGUCCCCAGCCUUGAGAUGGACCCGCGGCGAGAUGGUAAAGCGUCGCGACUUCUCAGCCUUGCUGAAGGAUGGUUGUGGAGACGUACGUACUGGAUCUGACCUGACACGCGCCGGGCCCGCCGUGUGCCUUUCCACCACGCCCGUGCCGCGGGUGCGGCAGCUGCGACGCCGCGCCAUCAGCCUCGACCCGGACCAGCGGCUGAUCGUGUCGCGCUCGCGCAUCAGCGAGCUGGCGUUCAGCAACGGCGACGGCGAUGGUGGCAGUGGAUACGGUGGUGGCAGUGGCGGUGGAGGUGACGACGGUGAGGGAGGUGGAGGCGGUGGCGGUGGUGCUGGUGGUGGCAGUUCGGGCGCCGCUCCCACGUUCAUCUGCCCGGCGUGCUCGAGCACCAACGUCCUGCCGUUCUCUGCCCCGAAAUCCGUACGCUGCCAGGACUGCGAUCGCAUCUGGGACGUGGUGCUGCCGCCUGCACGCGCCGCCGCUGGCAAGGACGACUCGUCGUCGUCGUCCGGUCAGGCGCGGGCCGGCAGCCCCGUGCGUUUCAUUCUUGGCGAGGAGUUUGGCACUGGGUCGGGCGCUGGGCCGGGUUCGGGCGAGGGCGGUCGUCACGGGCCGCCCAAGCUCAGCAAGCCACCCCCGCCGCAGAAGAUAUUCGACCAUCUCAGCCAGCAUGUCAUUGGUCAGGAGCGUGCCAAGAAAGUCCUCUCCGUAGCUGUUUACAAUCACUACAAGCGUCUGUCACUGGCUGGCCCCAGUAAAACCCAGCAAGCGCCCUCUAGUGAGGAGUCCUUCGGCGAAGAGGGAACGCUAACCCUGGGUCGUCGACCUGAUGGCAUGCGAAUCGUGCUGGUCAGACCAAAGCGAAGUGAUGCGGAGCUGUGGACACAGAAAGGCUUCAACCGGCAACAUGCUUCCGCCUCAUCGACCUCUUCAUCGUCACGUGAGAAGGAUAGUGCAAGUGAGUCGAAGAAAAGCUUUGGUGAUGACGAGGAUGAAGACGAGGGUGUCCGUGUCGACAAGAGCAAUAUUAUCAUGCUGGGCCCAACCGGAUGUGGCAAAACUCUGCUUGCACAGACCCUGGCACGCUACCUGGAUGUGCCGUUCGCUAUCUGUGACUGCACCACACUAACGCAGGCUGGCUAUGUCGGACAGGAUAUCGAGAGUACCAUCUCAAGGCUGCUUCAGGAAGCAGAUUAUGAUGUUGGCUUGGCAGAGAGAGGUAUUGUGUUCCUGGAUGAGAUUGACAAGAUCAUGGCCAUGAGAGAUCAUCAACGUGCACGUGACAUUGGCGGUGAAGGCGUGCAGCAGGGCUUGUUGAAGAUCCUAGAGGGAACAACAGUCAAUGUUCAGGUCAAAGGAAGGUUAACACGCAGUGUGGAUACCAAGAACAUUCUCUUCGUCGGUUCUGGUGCGUUCAAUGGCCUGGAGGAGAUCAUUGCUCAUCGUAAAGAAGAAAAGGUACUUGGAUUUUCCAUGAAGUCGCCAAGUGAUACUAACAGCCCUGUUGGUGGUGAGGCACCUCAGACUGAAGACCGCACUGAGGAGGAGAUCAAAGCACUGAAGGCAGCUCAGAGGAAAGACAAGCUACUAGGCCAGGUGGAGCCGAGAGAUCUCAUCAAGUUUGGCUUGAUCCCAGAGAUGGUAGGCCGUAUGCCGGUCAUUGUUCCGUUGCAGUCUAUGGACGAGGAUUCUCUGGUUCGUGUCUUGACUGAACCUCGUCACGCUCUCAUUUCUCAGUUCACACUACUGCUGGGAAUGGACAAGGUGGAUCUGGCGUUUGAAAAUGACGCCCUGCGAGCCAUUGCCAAGCGAGCACUGGAGAACAACACCGGCGCACGCGGACUUCGUUCAAUCAUUGAAAAGCUGUUGCUGGAGUCCAUGUACGAAGUGCCCGGUUCUAAUAUCAAGCGUGUUGUAGUGUCGGCGGACGCAGUCAAGGGUGUUUGUGAGCCUGUACACGAGUAUCACGGAGAAGAGACGUCCGUCGACACCGAAGCAGAGGCAGUGCGAAACGCCUAAGCAGGAUGAGAUGUGUCUCUACCGUCAGUUGGUGUGCUUGCAGUUCCUGUGAGUAGCCGUGAUGCCACUACUGCUGGGGCAGCAACACACAGCCUAGCUUGGUCAGUAAUUAUCUGCGAUCUUUUUACGUCACUGAGCUUGCGAGAGUCGAUCCAACACUGCUAUGGCUGACAUUGUUAGGGCACCACCGACCAUGCACCAUAACUCACUGGUGCCAAUCGGCCAGCUGCCUGUCAUCUCGUAUGCUGGUGAUUGCCCAAUCCCCCCUGUCCUUGCCACCACCAAUGGCUGGCUUGUUUCCAAUUAGAAGACGUUGCUGCGCUUUCUACGGAGCAGCAGUGCUUUCUAUUUUUGACCGAGCUUUGCUCGAUUCCAUUGUGCUAUAGUAGUUCAGAACAGGACUAAGGGUCCUGCUGGCAUUUGCCUAGGUAAGUUCUUGUUUUUCUAUUCUAUUUAUUCUGCCCUGUCAUGAGCAUGGCUGUAGGAGUUGUAGUUGGAAUGUUCUCUUUUUCUUGUUUAAUAUUGGGUUUCGUCUGGCUUAUUCCGGAGUUUUGUCAUUUCAAUUUCCAUUAUAGAUUUGUACUGUCUAUAUCCCACUAUGACUACUGUAUGCAGCUGCUACUUUGUAUUGUACAUGUAUGUACCCCCCCCCCCCACCCACGCACACGCACCCACGCACACGCACCCACACACACCCACCCACACACUGUAUCUAUUCUAAUUAUUAUUGUUUUAGUAUAGCAACAAGGGCGACUAAUUGCUUAUUGUUUUUUGCCCCAUUUCAUGUUUCUGUUGUCAUCUGCCAAGGCUGCUGGUA